Archocentrus centrarchus (flier cichlid) is the source of this 2345-nucleotide messenger RNA. Its product is annotated as 14-3-3 protein zeta/delta-like. NCBI's taxonomy places the organism in Eukaryota, Metazoa, Chordata, Actinopteri, Cichliformes, Cichlidae. The transcript is spliced from 6 exons. Bases 121 to 894 code for a protein of 257 amino acids. The record is from RefSeq and is a predicted model, not a curated record.
UCCGGGCUCGACCCUGCUGCCGUGUCUUUGAUUGGAGGGAAACCCCGUGGAUGAGCGGGAGAGAUCAUCAGCUGUGCGGCCGGGAAUCAGGAACAACAGCGUCUAACGACACUCACAGUCAUGGCAGACAGGGAGGAGCUGGUACAGAAGGCCAAACUGGCCGAGCAGGCCGAGCGCUAUGAGGACAUGGCUGCGGCCAUGAAGUCCGUCACAGAGCUGGGCUCGGAGCUCAACAACGAGGAGCGCAAUCUGCUCUCUGUUGCCUACAAGAAUGUGGUCGGGGCUAGAAGGUCCUCCUGGAGGGUGAUAUCCAGCAUUGAGCAGAAGACUGAAUCCGAAAAGACGCCUGAAACUGAAAAGAAAGCGGCGCUGGUCAAGGAGUACAGAGAGAAGAUCGAGGGGGAGCUUAAACAGAUCUGCCAGGAAGUACGGGACCUGCUCGACAAAUUUCUGAUCCCGAAAGCAUCAGGUGCCGAGGGGAAAGUCUUCUACCUGAAGAUGAAGGGAGACUACUUUCGCUACCUGGCUGAGGUGGCCACUGGAGACGAGAGGAAUGAGAUUGUUAAGCACUCACAAGCUGGCUACCAGGAUGCGUAUGACAUCAGCCUAAAAGAAAUGGAGGCUACACAUCCCAUCCGCCUGGGCCUUGCUCUGAACUUCUCUGUCUUCUACUACGAGAUUGCCAACUUACCUGGCGAGGCUUGCAAACUGGCUAAGACGGCCUUUGAUGAUGCCAUCGCCAAGCUAGACUCGCUCAAUACUGAAUCUUACAAAGACAGCACCUUGAUCAUGCAGCUGCUCCGUGACAACCUGACUCUGUGGAUGUCGGAUGCAGGCGGUGAGGGCGGGAUUGAGGGAGAAGAAGGGGAGCAGCCAGCUGAGGAGAAGAACUGAACUUCAGAAAAAAAUAAACCCACUUUUUUUUUUUUUUUUUUUUUUUAACACCUCUCACCAGCCUAAGUUGUGUGCGUGGUUGUGUCCACAUACAUGCACAAAUAUGUAUGUUUACACUCCACUCACAGUGUGUAAAGUACAGUAUGUGUGCAGAUACAUUGAAGUGUGCGCGUUAAUCGUAUCAACACCUCCACAGGGAAAAGAAUGGAAUAGAUAGGGUUUUUUAUUUUUAUUUUUUACAUUUUUUUUUUCAUUACUCAUUGUGCGACCCAGUGGAUGUUCAUUUUUUUGGUUUUUUUUGUUGUUGUUUUUUUAAAGAAAAUAUAGUCUUUUAGUUGAGAUAAAAUCCCUCCUUUAGAUCCAAAUCUGCCCCAUGCUCUUGAACCUUAAUCACUGUAGCAAACUGCUGCUGUUGCAGGAAAGUAAACCAACCAACCUCGAAGUGUAACUUUGAUAAUAAUUUGUAUGUUUUUACUUGAACUGAACAUUUACAACCUUUUUGUGACACUUUGGUCCACAAAACUCCUUUGAGGCACGUUUAAAAAGAAAAAAAAAAAAAAGGUCACGUUAGUCUGAAUUCAUUACAUUUUAACAUCUGACAAUAGCAGUACUCAUGUACUGUUGGCAGGUUUCAUUUAUUACCAUAUUGCUUGUAUCCAUGCUGCCCUGUCAGCGUCCAGUGUAGCAGGUAGUUUUUUUUUUUUUUAAAUGGAUGGUACAUGUGUCAUGGCUCAGUGGGUUUUACAGUGCUUUCAGGCAUAGGAAAGGUUUUCUACAUGAAUGACCACUUACAAAAGCUGUAGGUUACCUUUGGUUUAUUGAGAGGAUUACAUUCCAUUUUACUGACAUAUUUUCACUAUCAGUGAAACGUGUAGACUAAUUUCCUGCAGUUUUGCAUACCACAUGACAAGCUAUAUAGACAGCCUAAGAUAAAGUGAACAACUUGAUAAAAUGGCUCGAUACUGUAACUUUUGAUAUUUUAUCUUUUCAGCAGUGCAGAGGAUACUUUUGCCAUGUGCUUUUAUGUGGCUUUCUACUCUUUUUCUAUUCAGGUGUUUUUUGUAUUUUCUUUGUAUUUUAUUCCCUUAUUGAUUCUUGAUUUGACUCCUGGAAUGUAUGUGGUUCUCAGUAGUCUGGUGUGAGGGUUAGGCGUGCUUUUAAAGCUGGCAGUCUCUGCUUAGGAUUAGGUGGAAUACAGUUACAUUUUUCUUCCUUGAAAGUACAUUGUGAAAAGACAAAAUUAAAAACUGUGGCAAAUAUAAAAUGAGAAUUUAAGUCACUUGGUAGGAAAUUCCAUUAAGGCCAUUUAGUAAUCACAAAGUAGUGCCAGUUUCUUAACUACAGUAUCUUGGUUUUAAGAAGAUGGGAUGCAGGAUUCAGCGAGUAACAUUCUUGGGUAUGUUAUUUGGUUAUGUGCUUUCAUGUAAGUGGAAUUAAAACAUUCAAAUUAA